Molecule: messenger RNA, 1529 nt
Organism: Phasianus colchicus (ring-necked pheasant)
Lineage: Eukaryota; Metazoa; Chordata; Aves; Galliformes; Phasianidae
Gene: PHKG1
Product: phosphorylase kinase catalytic subunit gamma 1
Biological process (GO): glycogen metabolic process; protein phosphorylation
Cellular component (GO): phosphorylase kinase complex
Molecular function (GO): phosphorylase kinase activity; calmodulin binding; ATP binding
Source: RefSeq, a predicted model, not a curated record
CGCCGCUCCUCCCCCUCCUCCGCUCCUCCUCCCGUCCCGCUCCGCUUCCGGCCCCCGGCGGGCGGAUGGCGCACGGCUGAGCGGCGGCGCUGCGGGAGCCGAGGGGAGCCCUGUUCCACCUGCCAGGACCCAGCCAUGACAAAGGAGGAGGACCUCCCAGACUGGAACACAUCCAAGGAGUUUUAUGAAAAAUAUGAGCCAAAGGAGGUUCUGGGCAGGGGGGUGAGCAGCGUUGUCCGCCGGUGCAUCCACAAAGCCACCAGGCAGGAGUAUGCCGUGAAGAUCAUCGACAUCACAGCAGGGAACAUCUCCCCCCAGGAGGUGCAGGAGCUGCGUGAGGCCACAGCCAAGGAGAUCGACAUCCUGCGGAAGGUCUCGGGACACCCCAACGUCAUCCAGCUGAAGGACAGCUAUGAGUCCAGCACCUUCUUCUUCCUGGUGUUCGAUCUGAUGAAAAGAGGGGAGCUUUUUGAUUACCUCACUGAGAAGGUCACCUUAAGUGAGAAGGAAACCAGGAAGAUCAUGCAUGCGCUGCUGGAAGUGAUCGAGUACCUGCACUCCAUUGACAUCGUGCACCGCGACCUGAAGCCGGAGAACAUCCUCCUGGAUGAUGACAUGAACAUUAAGCUGACAGACUUUGGCUUCUCCUGCCAGCUGCAUGAGAAUGAGAAGCUCAAAGAAAUCUGCGGCACACCUGGCUACCUGGCCCCCGAAAUCCUGCAUUGCUCCAUGGAUGAUGAGCACGAGGGCUAUGGGAAAGAAGUGGACAUGUGGAGCACCGGGGUGAUCAUGUACACACUGCUGGCUGGCUCACCUCCCUUCUGGCACCGCAAGCAGAUGCUGAUGCUGCGGAUGAUCAUGAAUGGGGACUACCAGUUUGGCUCCCCAGAGUGGGAUGAUCGCUCUGACACCGUCAAGGACCUGAUCUCCCGAUUCCUGGUGGUGGACCCACAGCAGCGGUACACGGCGAGGGAGGCACUGGCACACCCCUUCUUCCAGCAGUACGACGUGGAGGAGGUCCGACACUUCAGCCCCUUCCGGAAAUUCAAGGUGAUCUGUCUGACCGUGCUGGCGUCCGUCCGCAUUUACUACCAGUACCGCAUGCUGAAGGCGGUGACGCGGGAGCUGGUGGUGCGGGACCCGUACGCGCUGAAGCCCAUCCGCAAGUUGAUCGACGCCUGCGCCUUCCGCACCUACCGGCACUGGGUGAAGAAGGGCGAGGCGCAGAACAGGGCUGCGCUCUUCGAGAACACCUGCAAGGCUGUUCUGCUCGCCCUGGCGGCCGAGGAAGAGCUGUUUUGAUGGCGGCAUCGCUGCUGCUUGAGUUGGGUUUGCUCAGAGUUAAGGCAAGUAAAAUAUUUCCAAACCAAACCAGUGAUUUUUGGUGCUUUUUCUUAAAACCUGCUGGCCUCAAGCUAGGUGCAGAUGGCUGUCAUGCAUGCUGGGUAUAACCCAGUUUGGGUCUUCUCCUGACUUGCUCUAAAGGUCUGCUUUGGAGUAGUUGCCUCCAGUAGAGCAGCAGAUCACAG